UCGCGAGCGGCGCCGGGGGCGGUUUGAGCGGCGGGGCCCGGCGCGCGGCGGCGGCUCCGGCACGAUGCUGCCCCUGUCCCUGCUGAAGACGGCGCAGAACCACCCCAUGCUGGUGGAGCUGAAAAACGGUGAAACCUACAACGGGCACCUGGUGAGCUGCGACAACUGGAUGAACAUCAACCUGCGGGAGGUCAUCUGCACGUCCCGGGAUGGUGACAAGUUCUGGAGAAUGCCCGAGUGUUACAUUCGUGGCAGCACGAUUAAAUACCUGCGUAUCCCUGACGAAAUAAUUGACAUGGUGAAAGAAGAGGUGGUAUCAAAGGGCAGAGGUCGUGGUGGGAUGCAGCAGCAGAAACAGCAGAAGGGCCGUGGAGUUGGAGGUGCUGGACGAGGUGUGUUUGGUGGCCGUGGACGAGGAAUACCAGGCAGCGGGAGAGGCCAGCAGGAAAAAAAGCCAGGCAGACAAUCAGCAAAGCAAUGAGAAGCUGUCUGCACCCUGGCCAGAGACAGUGCUGGGAUGCUGCUUGGUUUUAUCACCUCAGGAUUGCCAUGUGUUCAAAAGUGUUAAAUUUCUAGUCUUUAAUCAGCUAUUCAAUGCCUGAAUCAUGUUGUUUGGAAGCCCCUCACAGUCUAAUCUGGUACAGUGAAAAGUUCACUUCUAGUCAGAAAACCUGUAAUUGGAAAUACUUUAAAAAAAUCACUUAUGGAAAAGGACCUAACUUCAGUCUUCUCUGAAGAGUGAAAGCGCUGUUCAGUUCUUCAGGGUCACCGGGUUUAAUUUAGUGUUAUCCUGUAUAGUGUUUUAAGAGCUAUGGCAAACACUUUUUCAGGAUGGUUUGUUUUGUUUUUAUACUUGAAACUUGGGAAAGUUGUUGCAUUUGUAACAGAUGCAAACAUUUUGAUUUAAAAACACUGAGCUCAAGAAUAUUGUAUCUUUACGUGAGUAGUCUAAAGAGUUCAUUUUUUAAAAAAAAGCUUUUAAGCUA
Molecule: messenger RNA, 986 nt
Organism: Rhea pennata
Lineage: Eukaryota; Metazoa; Chordata; Aves; Rheiformes; Rheidae
Gene: LSM4
Product: LSM4 homolog, U6 small nuclear RNA and mRNA degradation associated
Exons: 5
Coding region: 65-481 (138 amino acids)
Biological process (GO): spliceosomal snRNP assembly; nuclear-transcribed mRNA catabolic process; mRNA splicing, via spliceosome
Cellular component (GO): spliceosomal tri-snRNP complex; P-body; U6 snRNP
Molecular function (GO): U6 snRNA binding
Source: RefSeq, a predicted model, not a curated record